UACAAACCGACCGACUUGCUUAGGCAUUCUGCUAACGAGCCUGAAGCUGUUGUGUUUUCAACCCUCAACUUAGUUUAACCCACACUCCCUGAGUACUCGAUACCCCCGCCCAUUAUGUGUGUCGGCAUCAUCGGACACUGCUCGUGCGUGCGCUGUCUCGAGCAGCCGAACCCAGGCAAGCUCCUGCGCGUCGAUUUCUGCAACGAGCACCAGGAGCGACUCCGUGGCGUCUGGAAGCGCUCCUUGCCCGUGCAGCCCACGAUUGCUCUUUGCCCCAAGGUGACCUUCAAGCGGGUCCACGACCCCAACAGCUGCCACUGCAAGGGCGUCGAUGCUGUUGAGACCGAGCAGAAUGCCUCCACUGCUGCUGCCGAGCGGCCGUCGGAGGAGCCUGCCGUAGUUGCGCCGUGGUUCGCGGCCGCGAACCAGUCUGCCGCGAUUCCCAACGCUGACAAGGGAAAGGGGAAGGUGAAAGAGACUCAGCCGGCUCCCCAAGCUGGCCAUGAACGCGCUGAGAAAGAAGCGCCGACAGGCAAGUUCAAGGAGCCCGCUCAGCACCCCUCUCAGACCGACAGGGAGGAGGAGCCCUCCUUCCCAACCAUCCUAAAAUUCACCCCAAUCAACCGCAAACCGGCUGUGUCGACCAGCGAGAACCGUCCCCGCGGCGGCCUCGACUCUGGCACACCACCUGCUGGCAAUCCCAAAGAGAAGGAGAAAAGCGCCACCGCAACCUCAAAAAAGCCCGACAACAUCAUCAGAAAGCGCACUCCGCUGCCCAGCAGUCGUCCCCGCCCUAGGCCUGCCGUCUCAGCCUCCACCUCCGCCUCUGGCACUCCCGCGCCCACCCCGGACCCGGACACGGACACGGACAAUAAGAGUGGAGAAGAGGAGGGGGAGGAGCACUCUGCUCCUCAGCCCGGUCACAGCAGGCCCUACUCGCCGCCCCUGGUCCGCGAGGCGGAUGGUGCGCGGCCGGGCUGUGGACCGUGGACGGUGGAGGAGACUAUCAAGUUGCUGGCGCUCAAGUCCAAGGGGCUGGGGUAUAGUCAGAUGCAGCCGGGGCUGGCUCCCGGGCGUGACGAGCUGUCCUGCUAUGAUCGCAUCCAUCUGCUGGCGGUCAAGUAUGGCUAUGAGGAGUACAUUGAUUAG
Molecule: messenger RNA, 1149 nt
Organism: Chaetomium strumarium
Lineage: Eukaryota; Fungi; Ascomycota; Sordariomycetes; Sordariales; Chaetomiaceae
Exons: 3
Coding region: 115-1149 (344 amino acids)
Source: RefSeq, a predicted model, not a curated record